This is a messenger RNA of Arachis ipaensis, 1425 nucleotides long. The record is from RefSeq and is a predicted model, not a curated record. NCBI's taxonomy places the organism in Eukaryota, Viridiplantae, Streptophyta, Magnoliopsida, Fabales, Fabaceae.
AUGGGGAAGGAUGGUACCUCGGGAGCACAGGGAAACGCAGUGAGGGACGUCCCGGAGGUGGCUGCCUGUGGCAAUGCCCGGGGGGCAGGAGCAGGGGCUAGGCAGGGCACAGUUAGCCAUUUAGAAGGCGAGGGGACACAGAAAGAGCAACGCCAGGAGAAUCAAGCAACCUGGGCAUUGGCUGUGGAAUCAGGAGCGGUUUUAUGCGAUGAGGAAGAAGAUAUUAUGGCGAUUUUGCAAGCACAAAAUGAAGAAAUAGCAGCUAAGAAAAAACUGGCGAAGCAAAAGGAAAAGGCGAGAAGGAGUCGACCAAAAAAUCAAAAUAAGGGGGUGGAGGGGGACGGUAAAUUAAGCAUGCUGAAAUCUUUGAAGAAUAAAUAUAAUUUGAACAUGUUGGGAUUGCUUGAAACAAAAAAAGAAGUGAUUACUAAAUAUGAGGUUGCAAGGCUUUGGGGAUCUAGUACUGCUGGUUGGGAGUUUGUGGAAUCUGCAGGAAUGGCGGGGGGUCUGCUAUUAAUUUGGGAUGAAGGAGUGUUUCAAGUAGAUCAAAGGUAUAAAGGUGAGAGGUGGCUGUGUGUUGAAGGCGUUUUAACAAAGACCAACUUCCGAUGUGCUUUCUGUUUGGUGUACGGGGCGCAUGGGAGGGAGGCAAAGAGGGAGGUGUGGGAGGAACUGAGCUAUGUGGCGGGGUUGUGUCAGAUUCCUUUCUGUUUUCUCGGAGACUUUAAUGAAAUUCUACAAGUAGAGGAUCGUAAAGGAGCUACUAGCUUGAUGGCGUCAUCGGAGGAAUUUAAGGAAUGGGUGCGAGACAUGCAGUUGAUAGAUUUGCCUCUUACUGAUAGGAAGUAUACAUGGUUUAGGGGGCGUUCCUGUAGUCGGAUUGAUAGGGUGAUGGUUAAUGUUGAAUGGACUGAGGUGUUUCCGGAUAUUAGGAUUAAGGGUGUCCCAAGGGGAUUGUCUGAUCACUGCCCAGUGAUCAUGGAACUAACAAGAGUAACGGGGCCCCCUAGACCAUUCAGAAGUUUAGACGCCUGGUUUACGCAUGAGGGAUUUCUGAGAAUGGUGAAGGAUGAGUGGCGAAGCCUCGGAGAAGCGCAGUUCCCGUGCAAGCUGAGGGCUCUAGCAAUACAACUGCGGCAAUGGCACAAGGAUAACUUCCGGGACAUGGAUAAGAGACUCGUGAGGUUUGAGGAGGAGCUCACCAAGCUGGACAAUUCAGUCAGUGAUGGAGUUUAUGAUGGUACAACGGAGGCUAGAAGGAAGGCACUUGUGAGCUUUUGUUCAAAAUGGUAUAUUAGAAAGGAAAUGCACUGGAAACAGAUGUCUCGGUCUAAGCAUGCUGCAAACAUGGAUAGGAAUACCAGAUACUUCCAUAACAUUGCUUUGGCCAGAAGACGGAAUAACAGGAUUGAUGCUCUGAUAUAG